AAAAAAGAAAAUUUAAUAAAGCUGUUUAUAGCAAGCUUAACAGAUAUUAAUAAAAUUUUUUAUAAACUUAACCAGCUAAAAGAUUUUAUAGAAAUAAAAAGUAAAUUACUAAGCUUUUAUUAUAAGUACUUAAAUAUUUUUAAUAAAAUAAUAAUAGAUAUUCUACCACCCCAUCACCCGGGAAUAGAUUAUACUAUU
This is a messenger RNA of Aspergillus costaricaensis CBS 115574, 198 nucleotides long. RefSeq lists its product as uncharacterized. The annotation marks the transcript as partial. The transcript has a single exon. The record is from RefSeq and is a predicted model, not a curated record. NCBI's taxonomy places the organism in Eukaryota, Fungi, Ascomycota, Eurotiomycetes, Eurotiales, Aspergillaceae.